CCCGGACUCAUUUAGAUGUAGCACCGGCUCUAUGAGUUUGGCAUCGCUGCAUAGAUCCGAGCAGAUCAUAUAAACAGCGAUAUUAAAAUACGUCAACUCUCAUAUCAGCGACGUCAAGAGGGACAGUUAAUCCCAUCAGCAUGGCGGAAAACAUAAUCAUCCGUGUCCAGUCUCCAGAGGGGAUGAAAAAAAUCGCCUCAACAAAGCGAGAGACGGCUGCAGCUUUCCUCAAGAAGGUUGCCAAAGAGUUUGGGUUCAGUUCAAAUGGUUUCUCUAUCUACCUGAACCGGAACAAGACUGGAGAGAUUCUGUCACAGAACAAGACCCUCAGCCUGCUGAAAAUCAAGCAUGGCGACAUGCUCUUUCUUUACCCAUCCUCAGCUGGACCCUCCAGUGAGAACAUGGACACAGCUCAGCCUCACACCUCUUCUUCCUACCCUUCCUUCCCUUCAUCCUCUUCAUCAUCAUCUUCCUUAUCCCGUUCACACUCUGCACCACAGAUCCAGGAGGACGAGAUCGACCAGUAUCUUUCCAAACAGGAAGGAAAGAUCUACAGAAACAAAGACCCCCAGCUGUGCCAACAUGGUCCUAUGGGGAAAUGUGUUCACUGCGUACCUUUAGAGCCUUUCGAUGAAGACUAUCUGAACCACCUCGACCCACCGGUCAAGCACAUGUCCUUCCACGCCUACAUCCGGAAACUCACUGGUGGAGCAGACAAGGGGAAGUUUGUGGCUCUUGAGAAUAUCAGCUGUAAGAUUAAAUCUGGCUGUGAGGGACAUCCGCCCUGGCCAGAGGGCAUCUGUACCAAGUGCCAACCCAGCGCCAUCACCCUCAACAGACAGAAAUAUCGACAUGUGGACAACAUCAUGUUCGAGAAUCAUACCAUUGCGGACCGUUUCCUCGACUUCUGGAGGAAGACGGGUAACCAGCGGAUGGGGUAUCUGUACGGACGCUACACAGAGCACAAAGACAUCCCUCUCGGCCUUCGAGCAGAGGUUGCCGCCAUUUAUGAACCUCCUCAGAUUGGAACCCAGAACAGCUUGGAGUUGAUUGAAGAUCCCAAGGCAGAAGCAGUUGAAGAGAUUGCUGCAAAACUGGGUCUUAGGAAGGUGGGGUGGAUUUUCACAGAUCUUCUGUCAGAGGACACCAGAAUAGGCACUGUCCGCUACACCAGAAACAAGGAUUCAUUCUUCCUGAGUGCUGAGGAGUGCAUCACAGCCGGUCACUUCCAGAACCAACAUGCCAACGCGUGUCGGCUUUCCCCGGAUGGCCAUUUUGGAUCCAAGUUUUUCACAGUGGUGGCAACAGGUGGUCCCGAUAACCAGGUGCACUUUGAGGGGUAUCAGGUUUCCAAUCAGUGCAUGGCUCUGGUGAGGGAUGAAUGUCUACUGCCCUGCAGAGAUGCUCCUGAACUCGGUUAUGCCAAAGAGUCCAGCACAGAGCAAUAUGUCCCUGAUGUCUUCUAUAAGGAUAAAGACAAAUUUGGCAAUGACAUCACAUAUUUAGCCCGACCACUGCCAGUGGAGUACUUGAUCAUUGACAUCACCACCACUUUUCCAAAGGACCCUGUGUUCACUUUCUCCUCUACUCUUCGCUUCCCCAUCGAAAACAGAGAUGCUCUGGGAGAGACCCAGGACUUCCACAGUUUAGCGACAUAUCUUUCCCAGUGUUCUUCCUCCUCCUCCUCCUUCCUGGACAUUGUCUCAGACUUCCAUCUGCUUCUCUUUCUUGUCACCAAUGAGGUCAUGCCCUUACAGGACAGCAUUGGACUUCUGCUGGAUGCAGUGAAGACAUCCAAUGAGGAGCUGGCUCAGACCUGGAAGAAAUCUGAGCAGUGGGCCACAAUCGAGCAGCUCUGCAGCACAGUUGGAGUGCAGCCGUCGGGAUCUCUGGAUUAUGCCAUGGGCGGCCCAACUCUCCCCCAGGCUUCUUCAGCUGUGUGGUCCUGCCUCCACUGCACAUUCAUGAACCAACCUGGCACCGAGCACUGCGAGAUGUGCAGUUUGCCCCGCAGCUAAACCCCCACGAAUCCAGGCUGCACUGUACAUCCCACCGGGAACAGCAGUGAGAGUGGGCGUGCUUCCCUGUGUUCCUGCCGUUUUAGUAUGCCUAAUUCUUAACUCCUCCCCUCCCUCACUGACUGUGUCGCAUCUAAUGCCGAUGCCAGCCGUGUGCCCGAAUAUGCGCCCAAUCCAAUGCUGUGAGCUGCAUCACUUUGAUGAUGAUUGCUAGCCGAAGAUGAUGGAUUGUACCCAUGUAGCACUCUCUGUGUGAGCCCAGUGCAUUCUGGGACUUUUAUUUUGACAAAGCACUUGGGUGAAGCUCCUUCCACCCUCCUUAUUUCCCUUUGCGGUCCAAAAUAACCAUUCAGCACCACUGGUGAAACACAAUCAGUUUUUCUGAUAUUAAACGUCUUUCCCUAACUCUCACUGAUGUUGUUGUGUACAUAAUAAACCGAGAAGAAAUAAUACUCUUAUUUAAGUGCAAAAGAUUUUAUAUGUUGAGGGAAUUUACUUUUUCAAGCCCAGUUUGAAGUGAACAUGCAGCUGAAGGAGCUUUGUUGUUUGCAGCACUUGGUUUGCAUCAUCAUGGUUCACACUUUCUUCACCCAGUGUGCAUGCUUGCUUUAUUUUCUUUCAUUUUUCAAAAGACUGUUUUGAUAGACGAUGAGUUUCUUUGGGUGUCAAUACUGAAUGCUUGAUUAGAUUGAAGGCGAAGGGUUGGCUUAACUGCAGAACCAGAGAGCGGUUCCUUUACCCUCAAGAUUGUAAUUGGUCGUUGACUUCUGAAGGUUAAGAAGCUAUGCUUUGAAUGGAUUGGUUGACGUAUGCUUUGCAAAAACUGUAGCCACUCAACUUUGGUGCUGGUACCCUUUUCUGCACCUCAUCAUCCUCUCAAUACAAAUUUCCCCUUCCGCCCCCUGGAGCUUGUCCAGAGUUCGUUUAGCCCUUAAGGAGUCUGUAUCAUUGCACCUUUUAAAGGGUUCUGUCAGGGCUGUCUUUGAACAUGCUCACUCGCCUGUUGGCCUCACAUCUGAUUGAUUGAUAGCGACAGAGCUACAAAUAUAAAAGCAAAGUCUAAUCUUAGUCCACUUGAUGGAUGUCUUUGCUUUGGUCUUUUUGUAAAUCAGUCUCAUGAUCUUCUGUACUUGUCUGUGUAGUUCAGCAGACAGAUUUUACUGGCUGGAAACAGGGUUAUUCUGUCUUCUGACUGCCAUUUCCAUUUGGUCAUGACUUAGUGUUUUAAUAACCAGCCCAAAGACAUCUCUUAAAUAUGCAUUCAGGACAAUUUCAGCCCUCUGAAAUGAUCUAGAUGUUUACAUUUGUGUUAUGUUUUCUGGAGUUUUCUUUUUUCUCAAAUUCACCCAUAAUUUCAAACUCUCUAAAAUUCAGUAUAUCGGUUCACUUAAAUGGGUGCACACUGAUCAGUGUUCACAGAAUGAAAUCAGAUUUUUGCUUUCAGAGCUUUGAGGUGCAGAUUGCUGUGCUUAGGCCCCAUUGGCACAAAACACAGGUGACCUUAGUUGUAUGCUUUCAAUUGGUUUUGGGGUUUUAAAUAAUUAAAAAAAAAGAAUUGUUCAACAAUAAAUCAGAUUCUUUUGGA
This is a messenger RNA of Carassius auratus (goldfish), 3603 nucleotides long. RefSeq names its product nuclear protein localization protein 4 homolog. Gene Ontology annotation, molecular function: ubiquitin protein ligase binding; ubiquitin binding. Gene Ontology annotation, biological process: ubiquitin-dependent protein catabolic process. The record is from RefSeq and is a predicted model, not a curated record. Lineage: Eukaryota; Metazoa; Chordata; Actinopteri; Cypriniformes; Cyprinidae. Bases 141 to 2018 code for a protein of 625 amino acids. Gene Ontology annotation, cellular component: nucleus. The transcript is spliced from 17 exons.